This is a messenger RNA of Prunus dulcis (almond), 959 nucleotides long. RefSeq names its product heavy metal-associated isoprenylated plant protein 36. Gene Ontology annotation, molecular function: metal ion binding. Bases 236 to 667 code for a protein of 143 amino acids. The transcript has 2 exons. The record is from RefSeq and is a predicted model, not a curated record. NCBI's taxonomy places the organism in Eukaryota, Viridiplantae, Streptophyta, Magnoliopsida, Rosales, Rosaceae.
CAUCCAUAUCCAUGGAUAUGUUAGAGGAUAAUACUUAGCCUUCUUUUGUAAGGGAAUUCCGGAUUACUUAGCUCAGUCGACUUUCUUCUGCAAUGUCUACAAAAUAUAUUAAACCAUACAAUAUAUAUAAAGCCAUGCAAUACAACAACAGAACAUCUAAAGCCGCCAAGCAAGAACGACAGCCAUCUUAAUUGCAUGCAUAUUUGGAUGUUGUUCAAUUAGGGUUAGAUUAAACAUGGCCGAUAUGCAAAUUGUUCUGGCUAAGGCUUGCAAAAAUGUAGAGGCGCAGUAUGUGGAGAUGAUGGUUCCUCUAUAUUCUCAUGGAUGUGAGAAGAAAGUCAAGAAGACCCUCUCCCAUCUCAAAGGGAUAUACUCGGUGAAGGUGGAUUACGACCAACAAAAGGUGACAGUGUGGGGAAUAUGCAACAAAUACGAUGUGCUUGCAACCGUGAGGAGCAAGAGAAAGGACGCCUGUUUUUGGAACCCCCAAGACAACGACAUUGCCUUAGAAUUAGAAUCGCAGUCUCCCUCAGACUCAAGCUCUCCUCCAAUUUCAUCAGCUUCAAGAUACGCAAACUCUUCUUUAGCUCUGAUCAGGGUUCGCUCUCUAAGCUUAAAAUUGAAAGCAUGGAAGAAAGUCUUCACUAGAUCCUACUCGUUACCCUGAUCCCGAGAGAGGCUUUCUCGAGGGUUAUUCCUAAUAAACCCUACUACUUUUGAAUUUGUAUCUAAUUUUCUAAAAAAUUAACUUGAGGGGUACGUUAAUUAAAGAGAAUUGUCUGUUGUCAUCUAUUUCCUAUUAUAAUUAGUCAAAAGAAACUGGGUGCUGGUCUAAUAUUAUAUACCCAGCCAGUCUUUCUCUUUAAAUUCGUAUUAUUUGGUAAGAUUUGACAAGUUAGUUAUCUCUUUGGUUUGAUUUUCAGGGGUCAGCUUGAUAAUAGUCAAUCAUAUUCCAUCCA